AUUAAGAAAUGCUGUCGUGGACGAACUGAUCUCACACCCAACCCGCUACAAGGACAUGAUUGAUAACAGCAAGGAAAAUCUCUUGACAUUUCGUGAAUAUGUGAGAAGCAUUAAAGACGGAUCUUUCUUGUCAGGCCAGGUGUUUGAAUGUAACUUCGUUUUAAUGGCGUUCGCGAACUGCACUCGCUUCAAGAUUGUGGUAUUACGACCUCACUUGUGCUCGUUUGUUUUCACUCCCCUCUGCGAGGAAAAGGAACACGUGAAAGUUUGUUACCUGAAGCAUAUACCACCAAGGGAUUACAUUGCUGUGCUUCCACUGGAUGAAGCAUCAGAUGAACAAAUUUCAAACAAAGAUGGGUUUUUAGAAAGUAUGGAAUAUGCAGAAAAGCUUCGAGACAAAGCACUAAAAUCAUGGCGUUCGACUGGUUACAAGAAUUUCUUACAAACUUUAACAUCGCUUUUGCCCAAGUAUCUCACUGGUACUGAAGAUGUUUUGGACAAGGUAGACGGAUCCCAUAUCAAUCGUCCAGUUAUGUCUCACCUCGCGCUUUUAAAAGAUAUUGGUUUUGGAGGAAAUGAAGAUGAGGAGAGCGACGAGGAGGGAGGUGCGAAAGAAGAAGAGGGAUCCAUGGUUAUAAACUGA
Paramuricea clavata is the source of this 643-nucleotide messenger RNA. The record is from the annotation of a GenBank genome assembly. NCBI's taxonomy places the organism in Eukaryota, Metazoa, Cnidaria, Anthozoa, Malacalcyonacea, Plexauridae.